AUGCAAGGAUCCAGUGUCGGCCAGGGGCAAGGCCCCGCCGCCCCGGCUCCCUGGAGAAGGAUGAACCAAGAGCUGGGCCUUUCGUUCCGGCGUAUUCGCGGUGUUGUCCAUCGUAUUGCGUGCGGCUUCCACUCGGGCGCCGGGCGAGCGACGAAUUGUGGGCAGAUGCAACCCUCCAAUCCCGGGCCCAGAAGGGGAAGCAAUAGCAGCAAGGGCGGAGGAGAGAUUGCGGUUUUGGGCAAAGCGCCGGGUGGCGUGUUGGCGGGCAGUUGGCCGGCGCCGUCGGGCCCAACAUGCCGACGAUGCCAUGCGGACAACGGCGAGAGGGUGGCUAGCGUAAGCCACUGAGCUGCACAACGGCGCCCAUUUAGGGCUGGGUAGCGUUGGCUGGAAGAAAAGAAGCGAUAGGGAGACGGCGACAAACUGAACGAAGGACUCCAGCUCCUUCCAGCGAAGCGACCAAGAUACAACGGCUUCAACCAACCCUCGCAAAGCCAAUCUGCAAGCGACCCUGUCGAUAGACGCAUUCGCCAAUCUUUUCUCGCUCAGUCCCCUCUUCUACGGUCAGGUUGCCAGCAUCUUCCCUGACUCGCUGGCUCGAGCUUUAACCUUGUCGGUGAGCGAACCUGUCACCCUGUUUCCCACGCAAGCAUUCCUCCACGAGAUCAAGGGCGGCAAUUUGUGCUACCUAUUGUCAAGUGCAUGAUCACGAUGAACGAGUACAAGACUAUAAAGGGUUGGAGCACCCUUCUUUCCAAUACAAAACCCAUGCUUCCAUGUCUUAGACGAAGCAAAAUACAGCUAAUUAGGAUAAAUUGCUUCAACACGCGAUUGUAAAUAUUGAACACGAAUGGAGCCUUUGUUGGCUAUCAUAACUAUCGUCUCUGCCGUACUCCCGCCCAUGGUGAUGCUGCCCGAGAU
Gaeumannomyces tritici R3-111a-1 is the source of this 921-nucleotide messenger RNA. RefSeq lists its product as hypothetical. The record is from RefSeq and is a predicted model, not a curated record. Lineage: Eukaryota; Fungi; Ascomycota; Sordariomycetes; Magnaporthales; Magnaporthaceae. The coding region runs from base 1 to 348 and encodes 115 amino acids. The transcript has 2 exons.